GCCAUUUUUGCAGCGCGAAAAUUUCAAAAUUGUGAACAAAUUGAUGAAAACCUCCAAAGGAAAAGUGGUUCUAAAACUAAAUCAAUCAUUUCCAUUUCUUUCAGCUUCCAACUUGGUCGAUGUCGUCGCUUUCGUGUCCUUCUGAGCCUCCUGAUGUUGGAAAUUGGUUCUCAAGCUAUGAAUAUGAGUCUCCCAAUCUGGAUUCCAAUUUCACUCUCGAAGAAUCCUCUUUUGGAAAACGCAAAUCCCUGCAUAUAGAUGAAGAACAAGAAGGGGCUCAAGAUGAAGAGGCUGUUAGAGAGAAGCUAGUACAAUGUAAUGAAGAUCGGUGUUUGACCAAGAAUAUGGAUUCUUGCAGUUCAUGCUCACUCUUCUCUGAGCCUCCAAAUAUCAGAAACUGGUUCUCAAGCUACAAUUACGAGUCUUCAGCGUUUGAUACAUGUAGUCUUUUAAACGACGAAGAGGUUUCUGACGGGAAUAGGUGUGUGGAGGAGAGGUUUGAUUUUAAAGUCAUAAAUAAAGAUGAAGCCAAGACCGAGAUUGUGCAGCCGGAAGUUUGUGUUGAACACAAUAGCUCUUUUGAUGUUAGUUAUGGAAUGAAGAAAAAUAUAAAUACUGCCAAUACUUCCCAUUUGGAAAAGAUUUUGCAGCCAUGCAUGCAAGUUAAGGAACUGCAACACAGUCUUGGUUCAACCAAGCAUAAUGAGAUGGUGAACCGGAAUCGUGGAAGUCCUGGUUGUAAUGGAGAAGCACAUUUUAUGUCAUUGAACACUCAUACAAGUGCAAUGAGACCUCCAAAUCUGGUACAAAAAAAUGGUACAGAAGAAGCGAAAUCAAAAGUUGAAAUCCAAGCUGAGAAACUUGACAUUAACACAGGUUUAUCUAAAAGCUUCUUGGCAGGCAGGUCAGCAUGUACUGGAAAUAAAGAAAAUGAUGGUUUUGUUACAACAAGGAAGAAAAGUAGCACCAGAGCAAAUGGUGAAAAUUCUUGGAAGAAACCAGAAAAGACAUUAUUGCAGUGUUCAACAAGUACAGGAACAGUUCCACAGGCAUGUGAAAAGCGCAAUGUUGCAAAGAGAAAGGCAUUGACAGAAGCAACAAAUCUUCAACAAUCCAAUGCUAUUGAGAUUACAGGGAAAUGGCAAUGCCCACAGAAACGUAAACCGGAUAAAGGACCUGCUUUGAAGCAACUUAGGCUCGAGCGAUGGGUUCACAAGGUUGAAAAGGUCUCCCCUCAAUGACAAAGUUGGGUCAUUUCCCAAAUGCUGUAGUAUAUUGGUUGUCUAUGAAAGUAGCAAGUUCUAUGUUGCAAUGGAAAGCAAAAUUGCUGAAACAUUAGGGGUGUAUUACAUAUACUAUCUUGUAUUACUCUUGCAAUUUGGUUGAGCGGGUUGUGUUAUGUGGUUCGUUGAAUAAUUUUUGUUAGUUUUGAUCUACAA
Molecule: messenger RNA, 1439 nt
Organism: Lathyrus oleraceus (garden pea)
Lineage: Eukaryota; Viridiplantae; Streptophyta; Magnoliopsida; Fabales; Fabaceae
Exons: 4
Coding region: 120-1241 (373 amino acids)
Source: RefSeq, a predicted model, not a curated record